CUCCCGAAGUAGCAUUGCGUCCAGUGUAAAGAACUUCUCGAGUUCUGAAUGAUACUUUUAUUCUUUACAACGAAUGGCAAUAUCAGACUGGUGUUUUAUAAUACUACACAAUAUUAUGAUACUGCAUUCGUCACAACAGGUUGUUGCUUGAUAACUAAGUAACUGCAAAGUUAACACCACGGCAACGGAUCAGCCUGGGCAGUAGGCUUUUGCUACCUCUUAUCACGAUGCCCCCGCUCAAAAUUAAAGGAGUAACAGUGGAUUUCCCCUUCACGCCUUAUCCAAGUCAGACGGACUACAUGAGUAAAGUGCUUGAAUGCCUUCAAGACAAGAAGAAUGGGAUCCUGGAGAGCCCGACUGGCACCGGUAAGACCCUGUGCCUGCUGUGUGCCACCCUGGCAUGGAGGCAGAACUUCAGAGACACCAUCUCCGCUCGCAAGAUCGCAGAGAAGAUGAAGGGUGCAGAGCUCUUCCCCGACACACCCCUGUCAUCUUGGGGUACCCCGGCCACGGAUGGGGACUCAACAAUGUACUAUACUGACAUCCCAAAGAUCAUAUACGCUUCUCGCACCCACUCCCAGCUAGCACAGGUCAUUGGAGAGCUCAAAAACACAUCAUACAGGCCAAAGGUGUGUGUUCUUGGCUCCCGAGAACAACUCUGCAUCAACCAGGAAGUGAUGAAGCAGGAGAGUAACCACAUGAAGGUUCACAUGUGCAGAGCAAAAGUGUCGACGCGCUCCUGUGUGUUCUACAACAACGUCGAAGAGAAGAGCACAGACAAAGAGUUCAUCAACACCAUCCUGGAUGUGGAAGAUCUGGUGAAGGCUGGCAAUAAGCAGAGGGUAUGUCCAUACUACUUGUCCCGGUCUUUAAAGCAGCAGGCCGAGAUCAUCUUCAUGCCAUAUAACUACCUACUGGACCCUAAGAGUCGCAGGGCUCACAACAUUGAGCUGCAGGGGGCUGUGGUCAUCUUUGAUGAGGCACACAACGUGGAGAAGAUGUGUGAAGAGGCUACGUCGUUUGAUCUGACCCCUUUUGACCUGAGCUCAGCUCUGCAGGCGGUGGACAAGGUGCUGCAUGAGCAGGCAGUGGAUGCUGGGAAGGGGGAGGACUUCAGUGAGUCCUCAAGCUCAGAACUGAAGCUAGACAUACAAAGCGUGGCUAAAAUAAAACAGAUCAUAAUGGACCUAGAGAUGAACGUGAACUCUUAUGAGAUUUCACCAAACAGUCAGGGCAUUACUAAACCUGGAAGCUUUAUCUAUGAGAUCUUCCAGAAGGCCCAAGUGACCUUUGACACCAAGACUGCAGUCGUGGAGACGAUGGACCAGAUCACUGGAUACCUCUCCAGCCAACCUGGGAUCUUCCUCAACACGAGCGGAUUGCAGAAGCUGUCUGACAUCAUCCAGUUGGUGUUUCCAGGCAAUCCAGCAGAGGGCAGCAGUGUGCCUCUGGAGCAGGGAACGCAGCAGUUUAAGGUUCACAUCCACGCCGACACCAGCAACUCCAGGAAGAAACAAACGGCUGAUGUCUGGGCUCCGUCCUCCUCUAAAAAGCAAGGGAACAUACUGAGCUACUGGUGUUUCUCCCCGGGCUUCAGCAUGCAGGAGUUGGUGCGGCAGCAAGUACGCAGCAUCAUCCUCACCAGUGGCACCCUCUCCCCACUGUCCUCCUUCACUGCAGAGAUGCAGAUACCGUUCCAGGUGAGUCUGGAGAACCCACAUGUGAUCCAGCGUGAUCAGAUCUUCGUCAGCGUCAUAGACAAGGGCCCUGACGGCACGCUGCUCAGCUCCGCCUAUGACAGGAGGUUUCUUCCAGAGAAUAUGGCUUCCCUGGGAAACACUGUUGUCAACCUAAGUCGUGUGGUGCCGGAGGGAAUGCUGGUGUUCUUCCCAUCAUAUACCAUCAUGGACAAGACCCUGGAAUUCUGGAGGGGUAACGGACAGGCGGAUCGUAUCGAGAACAUCAAGCCCAUGUUUGUGGAGCCUCGAGGGAAAGGCACGUUCAAUGAGGUCAUUGACGGUUACUAUGAGCGAGUGAACGAGGGCCGGGGAGGAAGCUUCUUUGCAGUGUGCAGAGGAAAGGCGAGCGAGGGUCUGGACUUUGCCAAUUCGUACGGGAGGGGUGUGGUCAUCACCGGGCUGCCCUUCCCCCCCCGCAUGGACCCACGGGUCACGCUCAAGAUGCAGUACCUGGAGGAGAUGGGGCGCCAGAGGAAGGCUGGAGUUAAGUAUUUGUCAGGGCAGGAGUGGUAUAGACAGCAGGCGUCUCGUGCAGUAAACCAGGCCAUUGGGAGAGUGAUCCGCCACCGGGACGACUACGGAGCCAUCUUCCUCUGUGACAAAAGGUUUAAAGGCACGGAGGCUCGAGCCCAGUUACCCUCCUGGGUGAGACCGUAUGUCAAAGUCUAUGACAGUUUUGGCUGCGUGGUACGAGACGCUGCACAAUUCUUCAGAGUUGCACAGAAACUGAGACCACCACCGGAGAAGAAACACACACCCCUCCCUAUCUCCUCCGGUCUGUGCGGGGGGGGCACCAGUGGGGGCGUUGCGGAGCUGUGUAGGGGGGGCGGCGGAGCGUCCUGCUCGUCCCAGAAGGCCAAGACACUGGACUCCCACGUGCCCAGCCUGAAGCGCCGCCGGGAAGAUGAUACUGAGGUUGGAGGGGGCGUGGCCAGGCUGUGUGUCCAGUAUGAGACAGAGCUGCCAGCCACUCAGAAGCGAGCACGGGGUCUGCUGGACGCCCUGGAACAGAGUGACCACACUGGACACACACAACAGGACGCAAACACUCAGGACAAGGAGGAGGAGCGGCCCAGCGAUGUGAUGCGUGGCAGCAAACGCAAAAUCCGAUUGGUCCAAAGGCCGGUAGCACCUGAGCCUCAGAGAUCGGAGGUCACGGGGUCGUGGAAAGGUCACGACUUCCUGUUGGAGCUGAAGCGGAAUCUGAGUCAGGAGAACUUUACGAGGCUUAUGGAGGCGCUGAAGGUCUACAAGGAGUCUGACGACCUGCUCGACUUCAUCGCAAAGGCAGCAGCGAUGCUCACCUCGGACCCUAACACACACCGCCUACUGCGAGGGCUGUACCAGGCGGUGCGUCCCCACCAUAAGAAGCGUUUCCACGAGCAGUGUGUGUUGCUGACGGGACAGGGGUGUAUUCAUGUUGUUUCUGUGUGUGUGUGUGUAUGUGUGUGUGCGUGCGUGUGUGUGUGUGUGUGUGUGUGUGCGCUCAUAGGGCUGUACCAGGCGGUGCGUCCCCACCAUAAGAAGCGUUUCCACGAGCAGUGUGUGUUGCUGACGGGUGAGGGGUGUGGAUAUAAAGCUGAGCACUCGUUAACCCGAGAACAGAGACGAGCACUUACCACUCAUACAGACAGUGAAACAUCCUCAGGUCCAGAGGAGGUUGCUGUCUCAUCAGAACCAGCGGCGCUGAUGUCGGACGUUCAGAAGGCUUUGGGAGCAGACAAGUCCAAACAGCUCUUCUCCUGCCUGAGCGCGUACCGCAAGAACCAGCAAUAUGAUCAGAUGGUGACCAGCGUCGUCAGCCUACUCACAGAGAGAGAUGAACACCUGCAGCUCUUAAAGCGGCUGGAAGUGUUCAUCCCCACCAGUGACCGAUCUCGCUUCAGGGAAAUGACAUCAUCCUUGACGGGCGGCAGCCACAACCAAGACAACCAGCCAUCAGCCUCCAGCGAGACGAAGGGGAAAUCCCAACCCAAGAUCUCUGCCUUCUUCACGGGCCCAAGCUAGCGGCUGGCUGACUAGCUGACACUCACGUUUGCAUUUUCUUGUGAUCUGUAUAGUGAGUGUGUUGUAUGUUGUAAUGUUGAAUGUUAGAAGCAUCAUGCCAAUGUUAUUUUAUAUAAUGAUAAAAAAUUGAAUUAAAGGUUUUAUGUUUAAUUUUUGCUAUUUUCAUUCAGUCCAGAUGACACGUGUGUGUGUGUGUGUGUGUGUGUGUGUGUGUGUGUGUGUGUGUGGUGUAUUGAUGUGUACAAGAAUGGUAUUGAAUUACCGUAAAUCCUCAAAUAAAGGCCGGGACUCUAUAUCCGUGGUCAAUACGGCCAAAUAAAGGCCGGGCCCCGAAUACAGGCCAGGAGGAAAAUAAGGUAGCCUAUUUUACUGUAGCCUACCCGCAUCAGUCCAUCAGCACAAAGCAGACAUCACGAUUUAAUUGAAUGCAUUUCAUAAAUACAUGUUCUCCUCAUGUUAAAUGUUGUUGGCUAAUUUCAUGGGCUGUUUGCAAUACAAAAAAGAUAUUUUCCCACGUAGGCCUACUAGGCGAAUUUGUUAUUGUUCAUGAAGGCGCGUCUAGCAAUUUGUUAUUGUUUAGCCUAAAUGCACGUACCGUAGCCUACUGUGGUUUAUCUUUAACGUUUCAGUUGGCUAGGCUAGGCUACUUUUUCAGUCCGCGAUAAGCAUAAUAGAGUGUCUAGAAAAAUUAUUAAAAACAAAGCUUUGGAAAGCUUUUCCUCCUUGACUGUCGGUGGAGACCAUAACUUCGUUGUUACGUUGACACUGCACAUAAAGCGCUACGCGAUAAACUUUUUGUUUAGCAUUGGAAAAGAUCUGCAAUAAACGAUUUCUCUUAA
Molecule: messenger RNA, 4585 nt
Organism: Clupea harengus (Atlantic herring)
Lineage: Eukaryota; Metazoa; Chordata; Actinopteri; Clupeiformes; Clupeidae
Gene: rtel1
Product: regulator of telomere elongation helicase 1
Biological process (GO): telomeric loop disassembly; negative regulation of DNA recombination; negative regulation of t-circle formation
Cellular component (GO): nucleus
Molecular function (GO): DNA binding; hydrolase activity, acting on acid anhydrides, in phosphorus-containing anhydrides; DNA helicase activity
Source: RefSeq, a predicted model, not a curated record